This is a messenger RNA of Eimeria mitis, 612 nucleotides long. RefSeq lists its product as uncharacterized. Bases 1 to 612 code for a protein of 203 amino acids. The record is from RefSeq and is a predicted model, not a curated record. The transcript has 6 exons. Lineage: Eukaryota; Apicomplexa; Conoidasida; Eucoccidiorida; Eimeriidae.
AUGAUUGCGCAUUUGUUUCUGUGCGCGUGUACGGAGUUGCAGUGCUUGAAGGAGUCGGAGCUCGUUUUGGUUCACCCGGGGACUUGUGCGACUACGCGGCGUUUGUGCCGAACGCGCAGUAUUAAUGUCGGCCAGCGCGUUUGCAAGUUAUGCGUGGACGGUCCAGAAAAGUCUGGCAUUGCAAGCGACCUGACUGAAUUGUAUUGGUCGGCGGGCCAGCAGAUCCGCAGGUGCGAGCAUCCCGGGGUUGACGUUUGCGUGCGCGAGCAUCCGCGGCACCCGCGGAACGAACCUUUUUCCAGACAUAUGAUUACGGGCAAUAUUGCGCAGCGCGUGCGUCUUUCAAAGCGCUUGCGGGAAGGAGUCGGAGCUCGUCUUGGUUCGUCAGGAAACUUGUGCGAUUUCAACUGGGCGGGAUGGUUAGUCGCUGCGAAGUGCGCUCGCGUUAUUAAAGAAUCCGAGAGAACAAACAGUCUCAGCGAACGAGAAACAGACUGCCUGUGCAUUGCAAAACGGAGCUUGCGGCAGGUGCGACUACGCGGCAUGGAUAUGUCUGUGAAUGCGUGCAAAUUCUUGGAGUCGCUGUAUAAGAAGACGAUUUGGUUUUGCUGA